UGUGCGACAAGCGGUGUGUUUUAAGUCGUGGACUGUGUGAGGCGGUCUAAGUUUGUGUCGUAAUCUGCGGUUUUAUUGCAGAAAAAUAUUAAUAUGAGUAGAAUUGUAUUUCUGUCCAAAUGUGUUCACAUCGCACAGCGGCUCUUUGCUUAUCCCGCGAAGCAUUCUGGGAAACGAGUCCUUUUACAACGGCGGAACUUUAAGACGCAUUCACGGAACCUCGUUUAUGUCAAAGACCUGUUUCUCGGUCAAAUCAACAAGGCUGAAGUUUUCCCGUAUCCAGAAAUUAGAAAUGAAGAACUGGAGGAGCUCACUCAGCUUGUCAAACGGGUGGAGAAAUUCUUCAGUGAGGAAGUUGAUUCACAAAAGAUUGAUCGUGGAGCCAGAAUCCCUCUAGAGACCCUGAACAGACUGAAAGAGCUCGGCCUCUUUGGAAUCCAGAUUCCUAAGGAGUAUGGUGGCCUCGGGCUUCCCACCACCCUAUUUGCUCGACUUGCAGAGAUUAUUGGAACGGACGCCUCUAUUACCAUCACACUCGCUGCACAUCAAGCCACUGUUCUGAAGGGCUUUCUGAUUGCAGGAAAUGAAGCCCAGAAUCAGAAGUAUCUGCCCAAACUGGCGUCUGGAGAACACAUUGCAGCUUUCUGUCUCACAGAACCUGGAAGUUCAGGAGGUGUGGCCUCCUUUCAGACUCGUGCCAUUUUGUCAGAAGAUGGAAAGCAUUAUCUCCUCACUGGCUCUAAGAUUUGGGUUUCAAAUGGAGGGAUGGCAGAUAUCAUGACAGUGUUUGCCAGCACAGACGUGGUUGAAGAUGGUGUCAAAAAAGAUGAGGUUUCCGCUUUUAUUGUGGAGAGAGGUUUUGGAGGUGUCACGAGCGGCAAACCAGAGGACAAACUGGGUGUCCGGGGCUCCAACACUUGUGAAGUGUCUUUUGACAAUGUCCCAGUGCCAGUGGAGAACGUUCUAGGAGAAGUAGGAGAUGGACUAAAGAUUGCUAUUAGCGUUCUCAACUCAGCGAGGUUCUGUAUGGGCAGUGCAACAGCUGGAAUGAUUAAAAAACUGAUAGAAAUGACAGCAGAAUACGUUAAUACCAGGAAGCAAUUGGGUAAAAGUCUGAGUGAGUUCGGUAUGAUUCAGGAGAAGUUUGCACUGAUGGCCCUCAAUGUCUUUGUGAUGGAGAGCAUGGUGUACCUGACUGCUGGAAUGAUGGACAGACCCGGGCUCCAGGACUGCUCUCUGGAGGCUGCCAUGGUUAAGGUUUUCAGCUCUGAGGCAGGCUGGAAUUGUGUCAGUGAAACUCUUCAAGUCCUCGGUGGUGUGAGUUAUACCAAGAACUACCCAUAUGAGCGCUACAUCAGGGACUGUCGCAUCCUGCCCAUUUUUGAGGGGCCCAAUGAACCCCUAAAAAUGUCCAUUGCUGUAACAGGGAUGCAACAUACUGGCAACAUUAUGACAGAAAAAAUAAGGAAGAUGAUUAAAGGGAAUCUGAGUCUUGUCCUGAGCACUGUGGGCAAAAAACUGAGGAUAUCUCUCGGAGGUAAAGUUGACCUUGGCCUCACUGGAAAAAACGGCGCGGUGCAUCCCAGUUUAACAGAAAGUGCAAAGAAAUUUGAACAGAAUGUCCACUUGUUUGGAUUAACUGUGGAAGGUCUUCUGCGCACGUAUGGACAGACAAUAUUGGAGGAACACCUCAUCUUGAAGAGGGUAGCAGAUGUGUCGAUUAAUCUUUACGCCAUGACAGCAGUCCUCUCCAGAGCCAGCCGCUCCAUCAACAUUGGCCUCGGGAAUCAUGACCGUGACGUGCUGCUCGCAAACACAUUUUGCAGUGAUGCCUUCUUUAAGAACAAUUACUUGAUGACUCAACUGCAAAAAUGCUCGCCUCAGAACGACGACGGCAUCAUCAAGGAGAUCGGCAGCGACGUCCUGGAGAAGAGAACCUACAUCUGCUCUCACCCUUUGGACAGAACAUUCUGAACCAUGUGACCAGAAAUAAUGGCACUCCUGGGCUCUGAUUGGAUGAUAUGAAGAAGACUGUCACUUCCUGUUGAGUCUUUGUGGUUUUGACUGUUGUAUCAGGACCACCAGCUACUUUACAUCAAAGCAGGAUUCAACAUUAUUUGUAUGUUUGAUUUACAAAUGACAUAAUUUACUGUUUUUAUUACUGACUGCGGCUUGAA
Molecule: messenger RNA, 2177 nt
Organism: Thalassophryne amazonica
Lineage: Eukaryota; Metazoa; Chordata; Actinopteri; Batrachoidiformes; Batrachoididae
Product: complex I assembly factor ACAD9, mitochondrial-like
Exons: 18
Coding region: 94-1974 (626 amino acids)
Molecular function (GO): flavin adenine dinucleotide binding; acyl-CoA dehydrogenase activity
Source: RefSeq, a predicted model, not a curated record